AUGUCACAAUACAAACUGCCAAUGUCACAAAUCAAUGAAGAGGAGUUGGCUGCAUUUGACCCGUACUAUACACCUCGCCAUCCACCUUCGGCUACACUAUCGCCAUUGAGUACAACUGAGUCAUCAUCCGCAUCGGAGCAAUCACUGUCGCGACAUUCACUCCACCCAAAAACCCUAGUUUUCAAUUUUAUCAAUUCAUUCAGACCAUUUGAUUAUUCUACUUUACCACCAGUCUACCUUGAACAUUUCCGCAAAUUAGAUGAACGGCAAGAGCGCCAGGGUGAUGUUGAAUAUAUACUGAGUUUACAGGACAAUGAAGCAAAUCAAUUUCGACUGCGAAAGGAAGAAAGGGAUGGUGCACAUCUACAUCCAGCACACCCUGAUUUUGAUUACUCGACAUUCAGUCAACUAGAAAAAGACGCCAUUAUAACAUCAAUGAGUCCGCUAAGUAAACGUCUACGUACACGACAUUUGACAUGGAUAUCACUUGGAGCAAGUAUAGGGCUGGGAUUGUUUAUUACAUCUGGUUCAUCACUAGCACAUGCAGGUCCAUUGGGUUUACUACUUGUAUGGAUGUUUAUUGGCAGUUUUGCAUUCACCACCAUGGCAAGUUUAUCUGAACUAGCAACUGCAUUCCCAGUGAGUGGUGCAUUUGUUACAUUCCCCACCUUGUUUAUCGACAAGUCAGUGGGGUUCGCCAUUGCUUGGAAUUAUGCUCUUCAAUGGUUGGUGACUAUGCCAUUGCAGCUUGUUGCCGCAGCAUUGAGUAUUCAGUAUUGGAAUAACCGUCUUCAUCCAGCCAUAUUUGUCACCAUCUUCUACGUUGUUAUUGUGCUUAUCAACUUGUUUGGUGUCAAGGGGUAUGGGGAGAUUGAAAGUUUCCUAAGUUUACUCAAAGUGGUUGCUGUUGUUGGGUUCAACAUUUGUGGAAUCAUUAUUGUUGCCGGUGGUGUACCGGGACAACCAUAUAUUGGAGGUGCUAAUUGGCAUAAACCACAGGGUGGAUUGUUCAAUGAGCACUCACCAUUCAAAAAUAUGUGUUUCAUCAUAUCCAAUGCAUCUUUCGCAUUUGCUGGGAUUGAGCUAUUUGCUUUGGCGGCAGUUGAAUCGGCAACCCCAAAAACUUCUAUUAAUAAGUCAAGAAAACAGAUCUUUUAUCGAAUCAUUGUGUUUUACUUGUUGUCGAUUGUCAUGAUUGGGUUUCUUGUAUCAUACAAAAACCCUGAAUUGGAAGGUUCAACUGAUGGACUCAUCGAUACAAACACAUCCCCCUUUGUCAUUGCCAUCAAGUUGGCCAAUAUCAACGCUUUACCUUCGAUAAUGAAUGCGGUAGUGAUAAUCACAGUCAUCUCUGUUGGAAAUGCAUCAGUUUUUGCAUCCACUAGAGUCCUCAAUGCCAUUGGUGCUCUAGAACAAGGACCCAAAUUUCUCAACUACAUCGAUCAGAAAGGACGACCCAUGGGAUGUCUUGUGAUUCAAUUUGUAUGUGGUUUACUUGCAUACCUCGUGUGCAUCCCCGGUUACUCAACAACAUUGUCAAUUUUCCAAUGGCUAUUGAGUUUGAGUGGAUUGAGUGCAUUAUUCACCUACUUGGUGAUAAAUAUAUCGCAGCUUCGAUUUCAUGCUGCCUUGAGCCAUCGUGCACGAGUUGCUCGUGAUGAAUUACUUUAUGUUUCUCCAAAUUGGGUGUCGUGGUAUGGUAUAGUAACGAUUGUUGUCACUUUAGUGCUACAAUUUUGGGCGGCAUUGUGGCCUCCUGGUGGAGGCGUUGAUGUGGUUUCAUUUUUCCAGAUUUAUUUGGGUGGUAUUGUAUUGAUUGUCAGCUAUUUGGUGCAUAAAGUGUAUGAUUACUGGUAUAAUGGCGUCCCCUUGACGAAAGUGUGGUUGAAUGUUGAUGAAAUCAAUGUUGACAUGGGACGUCGACAAGUUGACUUGGAGGCAGUAAAACAGGAAAUUGCUGAGCAAAGGAAUGUUUUAGAGAACAAGCCCUGGUGGUUUAAAGUGUAUAAUUUUUUUUGUUAA
Messenger RNA from Lodderomyces parapsilosis, 2022 nucleotides. RefSeq lists its product as uncharacterized. Gene Ontology annotation, molecular function: amino acid transmembrane transporter activity. Gene Ontology annotation, biological process: amino acid transmembrane transport. Lineage: Eukaryota; Fungi; Ascomycota; Pichiomycetes; Serinales; Debaryomycetaceae. Gene Ontology annotation, cellular component: membrane. The record is from RefSeq and is a predicted model, not a curated record. The transcript has a single exon. Bases 1 to 2022 code for a protein of 673 amino acids.